AUGGUGGGUCAGAAAAGGUUUGCCCUGCGAGAGGUGAGAGAGGAGAGAGGAGAGGAGGGCGUGAGGGAGGAAGGGUUGGACAGGGGCAAAGAAGAUGAGGGCAUAGAUAAGGAUGAGGAUGGGCGGGGUGGACAGCAAAUAGGAGAGAUUGUAUAUGCAAGUGAAGCGUUAACUGUCACACUGCCAUUAGGAGUAAAAGAGGAGGACAUCACUAACAGCAAAAGGAAAGCUCGAGGAACCCAGACCUCUUCAACACCUGCUCUCACUAGUAACCUCGUCCAGGGGUACCCAGGUGAAGGACGCCGCGAGAACAAAGACCACAACACCAUAAUGCGGCCCUGCAGUUCCUCCACCUCGCCAGCCUCCGUCACUUGUCCUGCCCCACCGCCACCAGCUGCUCCUGACACUACCACUGAUCGCUGUGCUCCACACCCGCCCACGCCCCAGCUGAGCCCCUCGCCGCCACCUGUUCGCGAGAGGGACGACUUCUGCCCUUCCACCCGCCGGGCCAGGGAGCAAGGCACCACACAACCCUGUGGCCGCAUCGCAGGCAAAUGGAGGCCAGAUUCCAAGGCCGAGGACAGUAAAGCUCCCUGCAUCACCUCCAAAAUCCUUGCAUGGCGUCCCAUCCUGGCUUCCUCAUAG
Messenger RNA from Scylla paramamosain (green mud crab), 645 nucleotides. RefSeq names its product probable inactive serine/threonine-protein kinase slob2. The coding region runs from base 1 to 645 and encodes 214 amino acids. The record is from RefSeq and is a predicted model, not a curated record. Lineage: Eukaryota; Metazoa; Arthropoda; Malacostraca; Decapoda; Portunidae. The transcript is spliced from 7 exons.